This is a messenger RNA of Solenopsis invicta (red fire ant), 2943 nucleotides long. Its product is annotated as UDP-glucosyltransferase 2. Gene Ontology annotation, molecular function: UDP-glycosyltransferase activity. The transcript has 8 exons. NCBI's taxonomy places the organism in Eukaryota, Metazoa, Arthropoda, Insecta, Hymenoptera, Formicidae. The coding region runs from base 1035 to 2588 and encodes 517 amino acids. The record is from RefSeq and is a predicted model, not a curated record.
AGUAAAUAGGGUUUUUAAGGAUAAAAAUUUUCCUUCAAGAUGGGGCAACGAUAUUUUUUCGUUUCCCCUAACAGUAUUAUCUUUUACGCUCAACUUAGAACCUUUUCUCCUCGUAACGAGAAGAAGAAGAGCGAGUCAUAUGUCGAAGGUAAUGGUGCGUCAGUGAGUGAUUUGUCUCCACCUAGCUAUUUUUCCGUGCAUUUAUAUUUUUUCGUCUUCUACACCCUUUCUGUCUUACAUAUAAUAUUUGAAUAUUUUAUAUCUUAAAGAAAAAGAUGUGGCACAAUAUUAAUUCUGUGCACGUGGUUGUGCGUAUCAAUUUUGCAGAGAAAUACCAACUACAUCAAUUAUUACAUAUCCAAAUGUAAUAAUAUAAUAUGAAAAAUACGAUAAGAAAUUGGAUCCAGCGUAAUUGAAUUUAUGCAGUUCGAUGAGUGUAGUUAAAUUCUUUCUCAAUCAUGUCUACAAAUUCUAUUAUCGCGUCUGUAAAUCCUGUUAUCAAUUUGGCUAUUUUGUUAGCUUUACUUUGUUAGAUUGAUAUGAUAUCACAUUUUGCUACCGUAUCUCAAUUGGCUAUCUCAAAUUACUGUUAUCCACUCUUCAUCGACGUCCAUCGACAUGAUGUAAUGCUUUAAUGUUGACAAUAAAAUUAUAACGAUGCCCGAUUAUCCCUACUCUUAUCGAGAGAUAACUAUAUGGAUAUAUAUCUCGAAAUAUACUACUCCUAUGAAUACCGCCUUUGUAUUCCCGACGAAUAUAAAAAUAGGGUCCGUGCACACGAGGCCUGAAUUAUUUCUUCCGCAAAGCUGAGUGAGAAGCACCCGACCAAUGGACAUCCCGUUCACUUAUUUACCGUGGCCCCAAGCAAACUGAUCGUGGAACAUGUAUUGAAUUUUUCAUACGAACCGCCUCGUCUUUUUUCCGUCGCUCGGGUUCUUUUUAAAAAUUCCUGCGAGAGACCGGUAGUCUCGAUUCUUCCGUGAAAGAUUGAACGGCCGUUUCGCAUCCACGAACGAAAGUGUUCUGUGCCCAAAAUGCGCGUCGUGACACUCGUAUUGCUAUCAAUUUCGCUAUUCUGUACUUUCCAACACAGCCGCGGAUACAACAUUCUGGGUAUUUGCCCGAGCGCAAGUUACAGCCACCAACAAUCUUUUCAAGCAUUGAUGAAAGCACUGGCGGAUCGUGGUCAUAAGGUUACCGUUUUAUCAACAGUUCCCUUAAAGAAUCCUCCACCGAAUUACGAGAACGUUGACUUAUCAUUUUCAUAUAUAAAAAUGAAUUGCACAGGAUUAAGGCAUAUGGGCGCCUACGCGUUUCUACAUCAAAACUUGUGGGGAGCGAAUAUCAUAUGCGAACGUCAAUUAUUUAAUCCUGUUAUUGACAAGCUUAUAGCGAGCAACAAGACAUUCGACGCAAUCAUUAUAGAACAAUUGUGGUUCCAAUGUUAUUACGCUCUCGUAAAGCACUACAAUUUCCCUGUGCUGAUUGGAUUUUUGAGCGUGGGCAACUUGCCCUACGUAAUGGAUUCCGUAGGAAAUCCAGAUGAUCCUAGCUUUAAUCCAGACAUGACGUAUCCAUUUACGGAUAGAAUGGCAAUCAACGAGCGUAUAGUGAAUAUCCUUUACACAACAUACACAAGAUUGUAUUACCGAUACUGGCAUUUACCAAGGGCUCAACGUAUGGCCAGCGAACGAAUACCCGGUACAUCCGUUUACGACAUCGAUAAAAAUUUCAGUUUAGUCAUUCUGGGCAACAAUCAUGUGUUCGGAUACCCGAAGCCAUUAUUGCCACAUGUGAUCGAAGUUCAUAGCUUGCAUAUUUCAGAAAACCCCGGUCUCUUGCCUGAGGACAUUCGCGAAUUUCUAGACAACGCUCAAAAUGGUGCUAUUUAUUUCUCCCUGGGCUCAAAUCUGCAAACUGACCAACUACCCGCUGAACCUUUGACCGCAUUGUGCAACGCCCUAGGCUCGCUCAAGCAAAGAGUUCUAUGGAAACAUGACGGUAACAUGGCUAUUCAUCCAACCAACAUCAAAUUUGUGAAGUGGGUGCCUCAACAAGCGGUCCUCGCGCAUCCCAAGGUGAUAGCAUACAUGAUGCAGGGCGGAUUGCAGUCGUUGCAAGAGGCGGUGCACUAUGCCGUGCCCGUAGUCGCAAUACCCUUUUUUGGGGAUCAGUACUUCAACGCACGUAAAAUCCUAGACGCCGGUAUCGGACUGACACUGGACAUCGACACCAUAACCGAAAACUCCAUCGUACAAACGCUGACGGAGAUUGUAGAAAAUAAAGCGUAUUCAAACAAUAUCAAAACGAUGUCGGCGAUCGUGCGGGACGAAUUGGUGAAACCUAUAGACAGAGCAGUGUGGCAUGUGGAACACGUACUGAAAUUUCCAAACUCGAAACAUUUACGGUAUCAUGGACACGAUAUGCCAUGGAUACAUUAUUACGCAGCGUACCUAUGCAUAGGUAUAUGUUUCGCUUUAUUAUUAUAUAUCAGUUACGUGUUAUGCAAUGGAACUGUUGAUGCUUUUAUAAAAAUCAGAAACAACUUAAAACGAUGGAUAAAUAACUUAAAACGAAAGCUCGAUUGAUGUAAAAUUAUACGAUACGGAAUAAUGAAACAAAAAUUGAUUAUAUGCAAUAUAAAUGGUGAAAAAAAGAGAGUUUCGCUAUAUGAGUAUUACUCCUGCGUAAUGCUUGUAAUAAAGAAAUGAAUGAUAUAUCGCUGAUAAUAGAAAGAGAUAUAUAUAUAAUUUUUUUUAUACUUUUGUGUUGCAUCAUUAUAUUUUUCAUUUAUUCAAAAUAGUUUUUCGAACAUUUGAAAAAUGUCGAGAAAUAUUUCGUAAGCUUGGAAAUUCGUAUUCAUUACAUCACAAUUGUAUGAUUGAAGAGUAAAUUGAAAUGUAUGAAUGAGAAAUCAAUAAAAGAAAGAAUAUCCCAAUUGAA